This is a messenger RNA of Bacillus rossius redtenbacheri, 7492 nucleotides long. Its product is annotated as twisted gastrulation protein homolog 1-B-like. Gene Ontology annotation, biological process: regulation of BMP signaling pathway. Lineage: Eukaryota; Metazoa; Arthropoda; Insecta; Phasmatodea; Bacillidae. The record is from RefSeq and is a predicted model, not a curated record. The coding region runs from base 136 to 924 and encodes 262 amino acids. The transcript is spliced from 5 exons.
AAUAAUAAUUUAUAUACUUUGAUUCUGGAUACGUACGAUAUUUUUACAGCUCUGAACAUAUAAUACCACUCCUUUAAGUGGCCAACACUGAUAAUAAAUAAUAUUUUAAAGGAAUAAGUAGAUAAGCUGCCCGGCAUGCAGUCGCUGGGACGGACGGCGUGCGCGGUGGCGGGGGCGGUCGCGGUGGCGCUACUGGUGCUGCUGUGCGCGAGCCCCGCGCGGGCCUGCAACGAGGCGGUGUGCGCCAGCGUGGUGAGCAAGUGCAUGCUCACGCAGUCCUGCAAGUGCGACAUCAAGAACUGCUCCUGCUGCAAGGACUGCUACGCCUGCCUGGGCGAGCUCUACAGCGAGUGCUGCUCCUGCGUGGACAUCUGCCCGAAGCCCAACGACACGGUGACGCCGCUGGGCAGGAAGAGCCACGUGGAGGAGUUCACGGACCCCGUCCCGGAGCUGUUCCAGGCGCUGAUGGGCGAGCCGGACCCCAAGAGCCGCUGGGUGCCCUUCACGUUCCCGGUCGACUAUGACACCACCAUCUUCCUGCCCAAGACGGACAAGGCGGUCAAGUACCACACCCUUGCAGAGAGCGGGGAGGAGCCCGGGGACGUGGCGGCGACGGACGACAACACGGUGACGGUGAACUGCACGGUGGCCUUCAUGAGCCAGUGCAUGCCGUGGAACAAGUGCAAGGCGUCGUGCAGCUCGACCGGCGCGGCGGCGUACCGCUGGUUCCACGACGGCUGCUGCGAGUGCGUCGGCACCGGCUGCAUCAACUACGGCAUCAGCGAGAGCAAUUGCUUGGACUGCCCGGAGCGCGGGGACAUCGCCCUCGACGACGACAGCGAGCUGGUGUACGACUACUACUCUGACCCCGACGGCGGUCUGGGGGACGAGGAGAAGAUAGGAGACAGCAUCCAGAGCUUGUAGUGCCAUUUGACUGCUUGUAAAUAAGUGCCAAUCGAGUAGUGUAGUGCCUAGUACGCGCGGGCUUCUUUCCUCGAGCACGGAGAUGAACGCUAUUCCAGUUCUCAGUUCCGAAUCUCGAAUUUUAUUCUUGAUAGGUAGGGGUCCUCAGAUUAAAAUCUAGCGCUUAAGAAUUUAGAAUAAAAUAAUAUGAAAGCAAAAAUAAAUAAAUAAAUUUAAGUUUUGAAGAAAUAAUCAACUUUUUUUUUGCCAAAAUCAAAAAUAGCACAUUUAUGAUUUGUAGGACUUAAUUAUUUAUUCCCAUAGCAUUGUAGCUGGUAGCAGAUACAAACAUUGCUUUGAUAUAUUCUAUAGGUAUAAAUAAUAGCAGUGCUUGUGUUUUAGUUUCUGAAUUGCUCUUCAAAAUAUAUUUUUCUUUGAAUAUUUUUUCUAGAAUAUAAAAUAUUUUGAAUACUGAAAAUUUAAUUGUUUUCAGUAUUUUAUUAGCCUGUUUCUACCAAGAACUUACCAUUAUAGUCAAUCUUGUGAAAAAAUUAAUUUCUCUUUAUUAGUUGGUAGCUGUUAUCUUUAAAAUGCAAAUCUUUUGAAAUUUUUAUAUUUGCGUGAAGUAUCUUUUCCUUGGUUCAGAAUUAAAUUUUUUAACGAACAUCAUAUUCGUACAGUUCUUUCUAACAAUGUAAGAAUAUUUUUUUUAUGAACCGCGUGUAACAUUCUGUUAAUUACAAGUGUAAAAAAAAAUCUGCUUCACAGAGAAGUGAAAUUAAAUUGUUUUUUAUAGCGUAGCACCACAAUUUGGUUAACGUAGAUCACACAUAGAUCAAGAACAUACUGGAAUAUUAAACUGAGUUACUCUUAUAUGCCUAAAAUGUUAAAUAAUAAACAAUAGUACUAACUAUAAUAAAAGUAAUAAUAAAAACACAAAUGUAAACUGUAACUGGGCUCGCUCAUUAUGUUUUACACUACUGGCUAGCACUCUGGACUAUUCAUGAGACAAGAUCGCAACAAGGCGAGAUUUACAAGGUGGUGUGCACUUAUUUACAUGAAAGAAACCCGUGUGAACUAGGCGUAAAAUGUUGUGCCAGAACUCAAAUUAGUUCACACAAAAGUUUGAUAUUUUUAUAUUUGUACACAUGUUUAUUGACAUAACAAUGAUGGUAUAUGAUACUUUUUAUAUACAUAUAUAUUUUUAGAUUUUAAGGUACUAAUAUUAAGAUCUGAAUUUAGUUGUUAGUUUUAUUAAUUAGGAGUAAGUAAACUGUGCUAGGCUUGUGCGAAUGAUUCUGUUCUUUAACCAAACUAAAAUUAAAAUAUAGUUUUGGAAUGUUGGUGAAAACUUAAAAAAAGUAUUGAAGCUACACUUCUUAAUGCAAGUUGGUUACAAAAUCAUAACAUAUUUCUUGUUCUUUUGAAAUAAUAAAUUGUGUCUUGUAUUAAAAAUUUCUAUAUAUAUUUGGAGUUUCUAAAUUAGAACUGAUAGGUAGAAAUUUAGAUAAUAGGUAGAAAUUUAGAUAAUAGGUAGAAAUUUAGAUGCUUCAAUGCUGAUUCUUAAAGAGGUAUUGAAUUCAUUUCAGGACAUUAAUUAGGUCGGACAUAAUUUAUUAUCAAUAAUACAGAAAACCAGAUAUUCACACAACUCUACUGCAGAAUUAUAUGUAGUUACCGUAUUUAUCUGGUUAUAAAACUAACUAUGGACACUACAGUGUAUUCAAGAUUUUGUUUAAAAAAAAUUGCGAUAUUAUUUUUGUUACCAAAAACUUCCAUGUUGCUAUUUUGUAUCAUAGAGAAGUGGUAGCCAAUAUUUUCAACAUAAAAUUCAUGUUUUUCAUAACAGUAUAAUAUAUAUAGUAAUCAAAACAUAUGUACAGCAAAACCCCUUAUUUGCACUUUUCAUGGGGACAAAGUAAAAAAGUGUAAAAAGCGGGAAAGUGUAAAUAAAGGGAAAAGUAUAAAAAGGAGAACAGUUUACCUUAUUUAGAAUUUUUUUCCUUUUGUUUAAUAGCACAUACUACAAUGCAGGUACAAACACACUAACAACAAAUGUUACUUUAGUAUUUAAUCAAUAAUUAAUUUACCACAUUUGACAAAAAUAAAAAAAGAAUGAAAGCCAAAAUGUUUUUCUGAUUACUUCCUAAAAAAUAAAUUUGAAAUUUUCUUCUGCUUGCUUUUUUGGCUGUUCAAGGAGAUUAUUUGCCUCUCCAAAUUAUAAAUACAGUUGCAACCGGCAGGGUUUAUAACAAAUACGGGCUACAUACACAUUGCUCACAGUAAAAAAAUUUUUAAGAAAAGGCCGCAAAUUGAUGAAUAUUUACCGUCAAUAGCGCGCCAAACGCGGAGAAAGGUCAUUGUACUCGGUCAGCUGCUGUAACGACGCGGCGGCGCAUGCGCACUCUAUGCUCCGCCCAGACUCAUGACGCCAUCAGCCGCCAACCAAUAGAUGCGAGCUUAGCAGAAAAAAAUAUAAGCUCCACCUCCCGUGUACCAAUUUUAUCCAGUUCUAAUACCAGUUUAUUGGUAUACGCACCAGUUUUCUCGCUGCCGUGACAUGUUCAAGUUUACGUUUAUCAUUAUGUCUUGAUACCAAUAAUUAAUUAUUUACGAUCCCCAGAAAUAAAUGGUUAGUUUAAAAAAUAUGGCGUCAACUGUACAAUACUUCCCAAAUUAUAAAAGACGUAUAAAACAGUUACCAAGACACCGCUCAUUUUAUCUUGUGAAGUUUAUGUCUCGUACCAGUAUUUCGGCUAAGUUGUGACAUAAAUACAGUAUCAGAACUUACAAGCAGCCAUGUUUGUACAUUCAUGAGUUUACGUUUUUCCCUCGUGCAUUUUAGAUUGUCUCCUGCUAUAAUUACUCGUACUUUUACACGCCUAGGCUUAAAUUAUUACAUGUUUAGAAAUAAAAGCAACUUUUCAUGUUAUAAAAUAUGUAUAUUUUGCUAUUUAAAAUGUUCAUUGCCUACUAGCUCCACGGUAUUUUCUGGUUGUUUAUGGUUGUUACGUGACGUAAAUAGCGGGAUUGAUUCGAUUUUUGAGACGUAAUUCACGGGAAAGUAUUGUAUUGGACUAUAUGGGAACCAAACGGGACCUGAAGAAUAUAGUGCAAAUAACAGGAAAACGUAAAUAACGGUAACGUAAAUAAGGGGUUUCGCUGUAGCAGUGAUCAAAUUUGAGAUUGAUAUUUUUGCUAGAAUAAGUAUUAUUAUAAUACAGUGUUUUAAAGACUUAGUUGUAGUGAUGGUUCGAAUCCCAUUUUUCUCGAAUCCGAAUCUCGAAUCCGAAUCCCAAACAGUACCUCGAAUCCACCCCUCGAAUCCGAAUCCAGUUCUCAAGGGUUAAUUAUAAAAUAAUUUAUAAGUUAAGAGAAAAAAUUAAACAUUAUGCAGAAUUGUUUAACCCUUUAAAUUUUUAUUUAUAAAAACAAGGAUUUUGACACGGUCUGGAUCAAGACGAUUCCGUUUUUGGUCACAUAUAUUUCCUGCAGUGCUGAACAAACGUUCAGAGAACACUGUCGCAGGUGGUGAACACAAAUAUUUUUUGGACAGUUUAUGUAGCCUGGGUGAACACGCAGACUGAGUUUUCCAGUAUUCGAGAAUGUUUAUUUCUGGGUUAACUGUAGGAUCACGUAAUAAUCUGGUCACUUCAUCAAUUGCUGUAGAAUCCGACUUGGUGGAUUUAAGGCAUUCAGGCAUUAUCUGUGAGUACAGUGAUUCAUGUAUCCACGGAAAUCGGAAAACGAAAUUCAACAUCCGACGGAACAAUAUUUUGUAGUUACCAACUUGACAUUUGUUUAAAGUCCCAAAUGUAGGUAAACGCUUUCCUGAAAUAUUUAAUGGAAACUGGAAGGCGCCAUCUUGUCUUCAAUAGUUUAAGGCCAUAAGAAAUAUUGUUGUGCAUCUUUUAAAAUUAAGCCUCACUAAAGCAUAGUGAUUAAUAUGCCCGAAGUUAAAAGUGACGGGGUGUUUUCUCUAGUUUACCCAUUAAAAUUUUUUAUAUUAAUAUUAGUUAUUUUUUUAUGUUGCUCAUAAUUAUUGGCUAACAAAUUCAUUGGUUGGCCAUCAUGGAAUUCUCAGAUAAUACAUAUUUUAACGUUGAUAGUCUACACAAACCAAACUUGGUCCUAAAAAAAUUCAUAAUUAGAAUGUGUAUCAGAAUAUUUAAAAUUGAAUUGCGAUUAAAAUACAUGUGUACAAAUACAAAUACAAAUGCAUCCAUGUUCAUGAAUAUAAAGUAAGUUUCCCAAAUCAGUACAUGCUUCAUAAUUUUUUUUAUAUAAUAAUGAAUUAAAAGUACAAUACAGUAGAACCUCGUUAAUCCGUGAUGCGCUAAUUCGGGAAUCGGAUAAACUGGAUCGAUUUAAAAGAGAAGAAAAAAAGAGAAGAAAAAAAAGAGAAGUAAAAAUUUUCAGCGCUUAAAAUUAACGCCACACGGGCUGGCGGCCGGCAAACACUACAAGCCAUCGCGGCAAACACUACAAGCCAUCGCGUGGGCCGCCAAACUCUGUAACGCUGUUUGUACCGACCCUUUGUGUCGCCCCCCCCUUUCAGCUGUCACAUUUGUCACUCUUUAAACUUGAGGGGGAUGUCCUGACUUCUGCUUCCCGUCUCCCUUUGUUUGUUUCCACCCGCCAACGCACGGCAGGCGCCUGGCGAGUGACGUGUCUGGCUGGCAUUCGGCUGUACGAGGGGAAGGGGGGAGGGUGAAAGGUCAGCACGAUUUAUCUUUCUCUCUUCGACUGUUGUAAAUGACCGUGAACUAAUGGCUAGGCAGUGCUGUAUUUCUUUAAGCCGAGACACUAAUUCGAAGACGGCCGGCCCUUACCGUGAACGGCCUUAACCCAGCUGCACGCCGGUGUCUGAGAAGCUUGACAAGACCUUCCGGGCUUUUAAUCGCUAGUCCGUGAUUAUCUCGGUCCUGACCAUCACGUAUUAACGAGGUGCUACUGUACCUCAAUAGGAUGUGUUCCAAGGAAAACGUAAACAGUUUUUAAAGUACUACAUUUACAUCAAUAUUUUUCCUCGAAUCCCGAAUCUUUUCCCUCGAAUUUUGAAUCUUUCGAAUACUAGAGAUUCGGUGGGAUUCGAGGAUUCGAGGAUUCGACCGGCCCAUCCCUACUUAGUUGUGUUUUUGAAAGAGUUAAUUGAUUUUAAUCUGUAACAUAUGUAGUAGAAAUGCAUGCCAAGUGAUAAUGAAGUGAUGUAAAGUACAUUCCAGUCCAUAUGUGCUCUUCAAAAAAAAAUUUUUACGUUGCCAAUUUUUUUAUUCAGAUGGAAUGUAGAUAUAUAUAUAUUUCUGUCAUGUAGAAUAGGUGUAAACGAGGCUAUGGCUCUUUCCAAAUUUAAAGACACCACUCAUUUUUGUUGAACUUACAAAAGGUUGCAACUUGCAAGGAGUGUUAAAGAAUCGCUGUUGCAGUCAUUGUGAAAUGACGAGUCCUUUCAUGCAUCUUUGUAACCUUCAAGGGUUUUUGGUGGCAUCAUUUAGGAAAAAUGUGACAGUAUUCAGUAGCUUAGCCAGUCUACUGCUGUCUACAUCAAAAGUUUAUCUAUUUCUUACAAAUGGUUAACUUAAAUGUUUAAAAAUUUUAUACUGCUAGAAAAAAAUGUGUAAAAUUAGUAAAUGUAAACAAAUAAAUGCAGUUAAAGUAUUUCUUCCUUGUGUUGGCAUUAAAAAAAUUGGAUAACCUUUCACAGUUAGUUUCUCACUGGAUGUUGCCUUGAACUUAAAGGUUCCUUUGGUUAAGGCUGUAUCUGAAAGGAACAUAUUCUCACUAUUCAGAAAUUGGUAAAAAAAUUGUUACUUUAAUUGGGUGCCUCCCAUUUUGGGUCAUUAUUCGUUGAUUUAAACACUGGUAAACAUGUAUACUUUUUCAGUGGUUUAACUUUCACAACUUUCACUUUUGCAUAAUUUGCUGCCAAAGUUACAUUUUCAACAUGUUUCAGCUGUACAAAUAAGGAGAAUCAACUGGAAAGCAGGAAAAUACCUUUUAGGUUUAACUGCAAUGUUUCUGACAUCUUCAAGAAAUAAGUGCAAUUUAUAUCAGAAAAUAUUAUUAAAAUUUGUGAGGAUUUUGAGAGUCGAGCAAAGCAAAAUAAAUUUUGGAAAUAGAAAUGCAACCACAUCAUGAAGUAGUAAAUAGCAUAGCAGUUAAACCUAAAAAAUAUUUCAGUUCUGCAAGCUAUUAAAUUAUUCUAUUGCCCAAAGACAUUAAAAAUGUAACUUUUGCAGGUAAUUGUGCAAGAAGUAUGCAAUGGAUACCUGUUUUAUUUCAUGAAAGUUUAAACAAUUAUAUAAUUCUACAAGUCAAUCUGUGAUUAAUGUAAAUAUAAAAUCAUGACCUAAAUGGGAGGCACUGCACCCCCUUAAAAUGAAACGCACUACAUAGGUCUUUCUGUCGCAGACUUUGUAAAUACUUUGCUAAUUUUUGUAGUUGGAUUGAAAGAUUAAUGAAACUGAAAGCACAUAAAACAAUAAAAUUAUGAAUCAAGUUUGUGUAAGUUUGUAAACAUUGUAAUUUAUAUGCUAUAAAAGGUUUUAAAAAUAAAUUUUACUACAUUAAAACUUGUUUCAAAAAAUUA